Petromyzon marinus (sea lamprey) is the source of this 10200-nucleotide messenger RNA. The record is from RefSeq and is a predicted model, not a curated record. Lineage: Eukaryota; Metazoa; Chordata; Hyperoartia; Petromyzontiformes; Petromyzontidae.
UACUGCCACUACCGCGACUGCCGCCACCACUGCCGCAACCUCCAGCGCACGUGCCACGGUGAAGGCGACCAACCGCUCACUUAGCUAACCCACCCCCCCCCCCCAAAUCCCGAUCCGCACGUGGCAAUGUUUGCAGAGUUACGCUCCGGCGUAACGGGCGAGAGCGACGAUCCAGAGUGACCGGGUAGAGUUAGGAUCCAGAGUAACGGGCUAGAGGGGAGAUCCAGAGUGACCGUAUAGAGUUGCAAUCGAGAGUAACGGGCUAGAGCGACGAUGCAGAGUGACCGUGCAGAAUUACGAUCCAGAGUCAUGGACGGGCGCUCUUCCUCUGUGCCGCUCUGCAGAGAUCGCUACGAGCGGACCGGGGUGGGUUGGGGGGUAAGGAUGAGAUGGUUCCUGGCACGCGAUUCCUUGAGGAACCCCUAGACCCCGGAGACCGAAUAAUCAGCAUUGACAGCCGGAAUCUCUCUCUGCCAAUAGCCGCACCCCUGAUAUCUGCAUCCCUCUCAUCACUGCGAUGGCGUCUUUUCUUCGAAACGCCCAAGAGAUAGCAGUAGCUGACCAGAUUCAUCUCACACUCCCCCACCCCCCCGGAGGCACACAGUGUACGAGGGCCGUUCAUUUCGAUAUUCCUGCCCGCUUUAAUUUGUUUCCGACAUAAAAUGCAGAGUGAGCUUUUGCCUUUGCGAUGUUCGUCGUCAAAUGGUUUUCCAUUUCGAGAUUACAUUCAGUUUGAUCUCUCGCUAUCCGAAGUGUGUGUGCCUACGUGCGUGGUGUGUGUGUGGCUGUGUAUUUUUAUGAUGCAAUCCUUUGUUGUUGUUAUUAUUAUUAUAUACAUUGUGCGUGGCGCAGUCCGGUCUCUUCACUUUAAUUUUGGUUUUUCAUCUUUUUCCUUCUGCGCCUCGACAGAAAGCGAAGGGGGGGGGGGGGAGUGUUUGAUUAGUCGCAGGCGAAGAACGGAGACCAUGUGAACGAACCGGCCGUGUGGAGGGAACCCUCCUGACUGACAUGCUAAGCAGCGGCGGGCCAACGCAACCGCCUCCAUUAAGGCUGCAGACUGACAGCGCGCAUGCGACGGAGUAUUGGUGGCCCAACGCGUAAUGCAGUAGCAGCAGCAGUAGUAGCUGCAGAAGUGGCAGCAGAAGAAGUAGCAGCAGCAACAGACAGCAGCAGCAACAGUAGCCAACAGUAGCAGCAAUAGCAGGGGCGGUAGCGGCAGCAGCGGCCGCAGUAGCAGCGGCAGCAGUAUCAGCUGCAGCGGCAGAAGUAGCAUUAUAAAUGUUUGCAGCAGCAGUCGUAGCAGCAGCAAAGUAACGUCAACUGCAGAUGAAGCAGAACCCACAGCAGCAUCAGCAGUAGCAUCAGCAGCAGCUAGUCCCCAUGCCGUGGUCUAUAUCCAGCUCCCCAGAUUUUGUUUUGUUUUGCCUUCCCUCCCCUCCCCUAACCCCCGCAAGCCACGACAACAAAAUCAAAUAGACGUUUUUUUUUCUUGUACAAAAAUGCACAGCGCUAAAUUACUUUUCCAGUGACAGGUAUAAAAAUGGCCUGGCCCAAAACACAUAUCAUGGCUUCAUAGGGAAGGGGCCAUAAAACAUAUCCAUUCGUUCGGAAGUUCAAUAGGAAUGCUUCUCCAGCUCAGCCACACCAGUAAAAAUAUAUCUUCUAAUCUUUGCCACCAUCACUCGGUGACACGUAAUCAUUGCUUUUGUGAUUUAAAAAAUCCAGGCGCCUUUUUUCAUCUUCGUUAAAUUGCUGAUUAAAUCGAUGGUUGUCUCCAAAGAAUGAUAGUAACAGUGUAAACAUAAUAAUAAUACGUUAAAUAAUUAUUCAUUUUUAUUUAUUUACAGCCCUUUGUUAAUCCACUGCUGGAUGAGAGGUUGACCCAUGCCGUGUCAGUCAAGGGGAUUGUUUGAGCAGGCCUCACCACGCUCAUCGAUUAAUUGCUGAGGCCUGGAACCAGCUCAAGAUGUUACUCAGCCUUGGCCGAGAAUUGAACCCAGGCGGCCGGGUUCACAGCGCAGCGCACGAGCCACCUUGCCAGGGACAUGAAUGAUUGACUUCUUAAGCCAUGAACUAUGUAAUUUUAUGGCCUGGGCCAAAACAGAUCUCAUGGCUACUAUACAUUUCCACGUGACAAGCAACUUCGUUGAGCUAACAUUUGUGACAGUUAGGUAGCUUCUAAAAAGAGCUAUAUUGCUCAGUGGGCCUUACCUUGUAAAAUAAAUAUAGGUAAUAGUUUUAAUUGAACAUCUAGCAAAAGUACGAAAGCUAUGGAGAGGCGUGGAGUGGCAUCAACAGAAUUGGCCAUGAUGAGCCCUCGACCAUAGCUUUAAAUAAGUUGAAUAAUUGACCCGAUACUUAAGAUCUUCUCUCCUAGCUUCUGGUUGUGGUGGCAAAGAGUCGUUAUUGGUACAACAGCAAAAGGAAAUUGACGUUUGCUGUUUGCCCCAAUUGGGGUCCGUUUAUAUGGAGUGGUCUUGCCAAUAACGUGUGCCAAUCCAUUGUCAUUUGUUUAACAAGCUUGACUCUGCUGAUGAGACCCAGAAGGUUGAAACCGGUUCAGAAUUCGCUUGCUUAAACACAUGCUUCUUGAUAGUAUUGAUAAUGUUGGUCUGGAAAGCCAAUAGGCUGUUUGACUAAACGGAUUCUUAGAUUGACAUGCGGAGAUGCAGAAUGCUGUUUGUGCAAUGAAGCUGCAAAGGUCACUUUGUCAACUCGGCCAAUAUGUUGACGAGUCAAGAAGCCUCAUGGAUUUCCUCCUCACAUGCGCAUUUAGCCAUUGGUGCUCGUUUCCCCCAUUCAAAGCUCUGGCUGAGCCUGUGCUGGAAAUUCCUCAUUCCUAUGACAGGGGCGAAUAUAAUUAUCGACCGAUCACUGUUGACUUCCCCGACAAAGCGGUGCUCAUUUUAUCAACGCCACAGGCGUGAUGGGCCGGGGUCAACCCUCCGAUCGCGAGCCGCUCGCUCCGCCACUGACUGAGCAUGGCGGGAUGUUUUUUUUUUGACGAGCGAAAUGUCAAUGUUUUUUUUCCCUUUAGUUUCGGUGCACAUUCUUCGUAAUGGAUUUGGUCAUUGCCACGUAAGCACCCGUGUGCACGUCACGUUCAUCAAAGCUGCGUGUGCUCUUCUUCAAUGCGUCAGGAAUGCCGUCGACACCGCGGCAGUGAUGCACUGGAUCAGCUUUCUCAUCCUCACCGUCUUCUUCGUGGAGAGCAUCUGCAGAAUCAUCGUGAUCGGCCUGGGGGACUACAUCGAGAACAAACUGGAGGUGUUCGACGGAGCCGUGAUCAUCCUGUCCUUCGCCCCCAUGGUGGCCUCCACGGUGGCGAACGGUCCACACAGCCCCUGGGACGGCCUCAGCCUCAUCAUAUCGCUGCGAGUCUGGAGGUUCAAGCAGAUCAUUGACGCGUACGUGCUGCCCAUCAAGGAGGAGAACGAGCUCAUCCUGCAGCACUGCGAGCGCGUCAAGCAGCAGGCCGAAGAGGAGGUGGAGAGGCUGACGCACAUCUGCCAGGAGCAGGCCUUUGAGAUCCGGCAGCUGCGAGCACACCUGGCGCGGCAGGAGAGCCUGGCGGGUGCCGAGUCGGGGGAGGGCAAGUCGACACCCACUCACCUGGCCGACGCCGUCACCAUGGCGCCCGGCUCCGAGGCGGACGACGAGGACGAGGAUGAGGGCAUCCUCGACAUGCGGCGCCAGCGCUCGCUUCGCCGCAAAGGAGUGUCGACGGUGGACGACAUGAAUAACUACGUGAACCAGUACUACACUCACCACGACGACGGAGACGGAGGUCACCGGGACAUCCAGCAGGGAGUGGCGGGGCCCUCGGCGGCCACCAUCGACAUCGACGUCCACCAGCCCAUGGGGCCGCGCACCACCACCUCGAGCUACGUGCAGGUGGACGUGCUGCACUACGGCUUCGACGGCCAGGACUCGGCGGCCGAGGGCGCCGACCAGGGCCAGCCGUCGGGCCACGGGCAGCAGGGCCGCUCGCAGAUGCCCAACAACAGCGGUGGCCAGGGCCAGGGCCAGUUCCAGUCGCAGUUCAUGGGCCACGUGCCGACGGAGCAGAUGGGCGGCCAGAACAUGGGCCAGCUGCCCUUCCAGAUCACCGGGCAGAUCCCCAGCCGCAUGUCGGACCUGAGCGCCGGGUCGAGGAUGGGCGACCCCAUGGUGGACAGGAUGGGCGACCGCAUGGGCGAGGACGACCCGAGCCAGAUGGCCUUCCACAUCACUGGCCAGGUGCACAACCGCAUCACGGAGCCGUACCUGAGCCAGGAUCAGACGCACGCCUCCUACCCGAUAAUGGGCCAGUUCCCCAACAGGAUUUCCGAGCAGAUGCCGGAGCAGGACGUGGGCCAUGGCCUGCGGCAGGCGCCCUACCAGAUAACGGGCCAGGCCCCGAACAGGCUUUCGGAUCCACUGCUGGACCAAGACUCCAGGCAGGCUACGGGUCAGCCCCAGUACCAGAUCAUGGGCCAGAUCCCGAACCGCAUGGGUGGCGCCGACAUUCUGGGCCAGAGCUCGUGCAGCGCUUCGCCGCCGUCCGCCCAGCACGAGAAGCUGAACGCGGGCCGGUCGGUGCCCAUCUCCACGGGCAACGGCUCGUCGGGCCCGCAGGGCGGCGGCGGCGGCGGCAAGGAGGCCGAGGCGACGGCCGGCUCGUCAGGCACGGCCACCACGACGUACCGCGAGACCUACAAGGUGAUCUCGCUGGAGCACCGCAACCUGAUCUUCAGCUCGGAGGACACGGCAUCCGUGACGGCAGAGCCCAACCCGCACGCCCACCAGCACGCGGGCCACCAGCACUCCGGGCACCAGCACGCGGCGUCGCAGGGGGCAUCACGCGGCACCCCGGCGGGCGGCUCGCCGCUGCACGGCGAGCGGGCGUACCGCGGGUCGCGCGCCUCCUCCGUGUACCGCUCGGAGCGCUUCGGCGGCUCGGGCAGCGUGCUCGACUCGGCGUCGGAGAUCGGCUCGGACGCCCCGUCGGCGGCAGCGGCGCUGCUCAGCUCGGCGCUGGAGGGGAGGCCCAUCCUGGAACAGGAGGUGUGCAUCGUGAAGAUGCGGACGUACCAGGCGCCGCUGCCGCUGCCCGGCGAGAACCCGGCCAUCAGCCUGGCCAGCCUCUACAAGGCCAUGGAGGAGAGCGGGGACUUCUCGAGCCUCAACCACUCGUAACCCCCCGCCCCGCGACCGCUGGCAGCUACGUUAAAACAAGCGCAAACGCGUGCCCCCGACGGUACGACCCGAAAAUCCGGAGCAUCAGGGAACUAUUUUUCGGCGGAGACGCGAGCUCCACGCUUUGCCCCCCCCCCCCCCCCCCCGCGCGCGCGUGGUUUUUGAUCGCUCGCCGCGGUGACUCGGUGGGGGGGUGGCGGGGUGGGGGGAGGCCGGCGCCGUUGCCCCCCCCCCCUCCUCCACCACGGCGUGCGCACUGCUACCAGCGCCACGGCACGGGCGGUGCCCUCGCGUUUCCACGGCAACCCUUGCAUUGAGUGCUCUAUUUUUGGACUCGACAGUGACACUACUCUGCACUUCUGCCUUGUUACACGAAAUGCAAGGAGAUUACUGGUGUCUCUUGAUCAAAGCGACAAUCAAGUUCCAAAAUAUUUUUUCACAACUUUUACAACUUCUAAUUAAUCGCUGGUGAAGAAGCUUGACGCGAGGUUAGGAAGAGUUUGACGACAUUAAUGAAGCCAGCCCUACUCCAAAAGCGAUUUGAAAAUGUACCGUUGAUUUAAUUUGUUUACUUUGAAUUAGCGAAGCUGCUAAUGGGGUUAUGAGGCCAACGAGGAUUGUACGAUUCUAAAAGGUAAACGCAGCCAGCCACGUAAAGACCCCCCCCCCCCAACUUCGCUCCCCCCUUCCCCCUCAUCUCAUCCCAUCCGACCCACACCCCCGUCCCUCCCUGGAGCUGUCCACCCAUCCAGCUCGCUCCACGCCCGACAAGGGGUGGGUGUCGAACGGUCGAUAGCGAGACAUCACAAAAAGGCAGCUUCACCUGUGUAACGACAGGUUUAAUCAGACACCAGGAGCUAUCUCUCUCUUUCUCCUCUUUGGCUUUUUAAAGAGGACAUUUUGUGACCGCUUUUUACCAUGCAAUGCACACAAACGCCGGUUUAUAUCGCAAAGCAAGUUUCGUUUUCAAAUCUCCGAGUUUGGAGCAAGAGUUUUUUCUCACUAAUAAAAACACGGACGAGCUUUAUAUAUAUCUCAAAAAAGUCAAAUGACACAUACACACACGACACACACACGCACGCGCGACUUGGCGCUGUUUCCGUGUAACAGUUGCAUGUAUACGAAAGAGCUGCAAAGCCAUUCAGGCGAGGGAUCUUAGACGUGAGGCUAUUUUGUCGGUCUCUCCGAGCCAAACUCGUGCCGCUGCCAGGACAGUUACGGGGCACACGCGCUCGUGGUCCAAGUGACGGGGGCCCCCUCUGCCUCCCCACCCCCCACCAACGCUCCGACACCCAACUCUUCACCCAGUCCCAGCGACCACUCGGUGGGACCGGGUGAUGGAGAGGGUUGCCGAGGGCCGGGACGGACGGCGAGGUGGGCUUCAUCGCUCGACGUUGCUGUGGCACGCGAAGUAGGCAUCGGACGUGAAGCCAUUGCCGUUGUCACAAGGUUGCGUUUUUAGUCCAGCUCCUUUGCAAAAGCUCCUCCUCUGCAUCCCCCGUCUCCACCCAAGCCCCCCCCCCCCCCCCCCCCCCCGUUGGAUUCCCAACAAUGUCGCGGCUGCUGAGGAAGUUCGAUUGUUGCGUCCGUAGCCACGGUGGGAUCACGUUGGGGGGGGGCAGCAUGGCCUUGCAUUUUCGUUUCAUUUGUGUUUCUUAGCCAAACGGCCAACCUGCACCUAACAUGCGUGUCUUGCCUCCCCCCCAACCCCCUGUGACCUAACGAUGGAAUCGUUUUUUGGUUUGCCCAGGAGAGUCUCGCCGAGUCUCAAGACUCAUAUUCUAUGAGACUUGCUUUCGGAUGUUUGGCCAAUGAUUCUUUCUCUGAAUAAUUAUAUAUAUAUUUUUGGGAAGUGAGAGGAAACCGGACUGUCCCGGAGAAAACCCACCACAUGGAUGAGGGCAUGACACUCGAGCUCCACACAGAUGGGUCAGAAAACUGCUUGCUGUACUGCCUCCUAGAGGCACCACAUUAUAGCUCUGCACACGGGUGUAUCGUGCAGUCUCCAAUUCCGUUCCGCUUUUAUAUCAAGGAUCGCGACUCAUUAGUUUGUGUUUCACCUCCUUGAUUUCCUGUCUCCUCUUCCCACACACGGCACGACCCCACCAGCCCCACGCCAUCCAAAGCAGUCCUCUCCUCUUUCACCCCCCCUCCCCCAACCAACCUCUUCAUCUUCUGUAAAUAUUCGUCGGUCCUUCUGUGCGGAAGAGACGGACAGGCGGGCGCGUGUGCGUGCGGGCGGGCGGGCGGGCGUGCGGGCGUGAGCUGCUGACGCAUCCCGGGUGUCACGGGACGGCGUCUCCGUCUGCCCGUCGCGGUUGUCGUCGUGAAACAGGGUUAGCCGGGACAUAUCCCCCGGCACGGUGCCGCCCGCCGCACCACCCACCGGCUGCGUAGCAGGAGGGCGCGAUCGCAAAGGUGCAUGUGAUGAUGAUGACGACGCCGAAGGGCAUGCCAUCCCAUUGAGCAGAGGCUCACUCUGGCCAUCCCCACCCACCCCCGGCUGGUUUAAAAUGCUUACAUCGUCUGCGCUUUACUUUUAACGAACUCUUUAAGUAACGAGUAAGAGUUUGUUCCUUUCCAAACGACGAAUCCACCCCCACCACCUCGCCCUCCCGCCCCUCUCCACACACAGUUGCACUUGCUUUAACUUACUUAGCUUAUAUGGAAUUUAAUUUUUUCUAAGCAUUGUACCAUUAUCGGAGUAUAAGAGUAUAAGUGUUAAACGACAGCACAGUAAAUAUACGUAAUUAAAACAAAACAUUACUAUAAUUUGAGAAAAAAAAGAUUCAAAUAUAUAUUUAAAAAAAUAAACUAAAAUAUAUUAUUAUAAUUUUUUUAUUUACUCGAUGGGUAACGUGUGACAUUCUGAAAUGGGGUCCCGGGCCCUGGAGGGUGCACGGUGGUUUACAUUACGACUUUAACUUGCGCAAAUCGUUCGGUCCGAUCGCUCGCCCAAUCGCUCGCUCGCCCAAUCACUCGCUCAGUUGCUCGCUUGAUCGAUCGCUCCCCCGAUUGGCUCGCUCGCCCGAUCGCGAUGGUGAACGCGACGUGCCGGGCACAAUUGGCACGGGGAGGUGAGUCGGCGUGCAACGCACGCUUGUUGGCUUUCAGACGCUGGCGUUUAAAAAAAAAAUAAUUCACACUUAAAUGGAAGACGGCCAGAGAAAGCGAUGAAAAUGACUGGAAACGAGGAGGCGGGGUUGGCGGUGGGGGGUUGCCCUCCGGCCCGGUUCCUGUGCGAGGUCACGGUGGUCAGAAUUGUGGCCGGCACGGGAGGUGGCACAAGCGAGACAACCCCGGCUGCCGCGGACGAACACGUUUUAUCGGACGUUUCAAGCCAACGCUAUCGUUCUUUUUAGUUUGUUUCUAAAGCACUAACUCUUACACUCUCAUGUACAGUAUUUUGAAUUAGAGAAGACAUUAUUAUACCCUGAUCACGAGCAAGGCAUUGUAUAAAUUUUGUGCACCUAAAAUUAAGCCAUCUCCCUCCUAUGCGUUUGACAUUGUACCAAGGUAUUAUGACAUAUGUUAACAUUUGUGUAUGACAUUAAAAGUAGGUGUAUCCAAUUUUUAGGUAUGUUGUCUUUAGCAUUUAGACAUGUCUCUUAAACUGAACGAUAUUUUCUGAAUAAUUUAUUUGAUGUACCAUGAAGGAAUGAAAGUAUUUAAAAAAAAUAAAAAUUAAAAAAACCAAAAAACUACAAAAAACUAACUAAAGGAAAAAAAGAGAUAAAGUUACCAUAUAGUUUCCUACUAUACAUUCCUUACACUAUUGUAUUAUUUAUAUAAAAAAAUAAUAAAUCAUUAUUAUACAAUAGGUUACAGUUGUGCCAAAAACAUUUCUGCACAUCACCCCAUAUGCCAAUAUUUUCAAACUCUUGUGUGAACCAUGCAUGAGUCAUCUUGUUAAACCACCCUUUCUAAAUAAAUCGGUUCAGAAAAAGGCCUCUUGCAUACUCGCACAAACGUGUCUUUAUGUUUAAAUCAUUGCUCUCGCCAGUCUCGCGAUGCAGACUGCAUACACCACGGGCCCCAUCCACGUUUUGGUGAAAAUGAUAAUUUUUCCUCAUCCUGAUGCCUCCCUACAUCGUCACCCAUCGGCGACGAGGGCUUAUUGUCCAUUUCGUCGAUCUGGCCCCUUGUACGUUAACAAGAUCGUGAUUUUUUUUUAUUUAAAACUUUCGUGACUGCAGGGUUCAUAAGGGAAACAUUGUUUCCCUUCUACGUGACUUUACCGUAAGAACCAAGAAUAUAGGAUCGUGACACUUGUAAUAAUCUGGAUUAAAAUUAAUCACGUCCAUUUCGCCUAGAUGACGAUAUUAGUUGUGUUUAAAGUAACAUAAAAAAUAAUCGUAAAGGGUGGAGCUAAAGUGACAGGGCUAGUCUCCCACACAUCUUCAUGAGAAUUAAGGACAAGUCAGAAUCAGAAUCUUGAUUUAGACUGGAGGAAUCCGAUAAGCUAUGAAGCUCUUUUUCACAGAUGUCCAGACGGCACAGGGAGCGUGCGAUUGUGGUCACGUAACCUAAACCGUGGUCCCUACAGUAAACCACUAGUCUGCGCUCCUUCAGCGGAGGAACAGGAAAACUACACAAAAUCUCACCUGAAGCCCUCUCGUCUCGCAGACAUCGACAUUUAUCUCAUGAACAUGCCAUGCACAAGAAAAUAACUCAAUUAUUUUUAAUAUCCCAGUACACAUGCAACAUUGGGUCAAUGUUGUUGGCAUGUGCUUGGAGCAGCUGGACGAAUAACGUUCCAGCAAUGUUCCAUCUUUACAGGGGAUAGCAUCGUUAUAUAUUCAGUACAUUUUUUCCCCAUGCGAAUUGUAAUCAACUUCAAGAAUGUUGGUACCACAUCAAGGUUGGGUUGAUAUCAUCGGUGGGGAACCAUUUUCUUACCGAGGGCCGAAUAGGACUUUAAAAAAACUUUUGCUUGCGAACCAAACCUUGCCACACACAUUUCCUUCAUUUUCCCGCACCUCCGGUUAGCAGUUGGCUAGGUACGGUGCAAAAAAAGUUCAA